CGGGGCUGGUGAAACUGAUUCCAGUCCCGCUCGUCCGUGAACUCCGCCUGCAUCCGCCUAAUGUCCUCAAUGGUGGGCUUGGGGCUGAAGGAGAACCCCUCCGCCUUUCCGGCCCCUCCGUUCUGCAACUUGGAGUUAUUAGACGAUGCCUCCGUUGCUGCUCCGUUUACCACAUGAGAGUGAGACUUGUUAGCAAAAGCCUCGUUGCUGCCAUUUGAACACACCGAUAGUUCAUCACCUGCUAGCCCACAUGCUUCCUUUCCGUUUGUGGCCAUCAUGGUGUACGACUUUUAUCAGCGCUGCGCGUACAAACAACUUUACAAGAGCUGUAAACAACCUCUUCGGCAACCAGCACGUGAAGAAGUCCCGCCAGUUGUUAAAACGGAAAUUAGGCAACUUAUGUCGGAAACCGGAAUUUUACCAAGACUGGGCUUUGUAGUUUUAACUUGAAAAGUAGCGGCUUGCGCACAUAUUGUAUGCCACUUUAAAAAACUACAGCUCCCGUGUUCAUUGCAAAAUUACAACAUGGCCGCCUCCUCUGUUGCAGCAAGUGAGCUGCUAAACAAUAUGAAUAAACGGAUAUCAAUAUUGUAUCCAAAGGCUUCCUGCGUAAUUAGGCGAAUAAGCACAUCAAGCUCGCGAUGCGACGGUCAGCCGCAGCGGAGUGCAAAAAGUGCUCCCCAGCAGCUGGUUGGAGUAGUGGGCUUGGAAAUCCAUGCCCAGAUUAACUCCAACACCAAGCUAUUCUCUGGCUCACCGGUUCGCUUCUCAGCACCUCCAAACUCCCUGGUGUCAUUCUUUGACGCAUCCUUACCUGGCACAUUACCCGUCCUGAACAAACGAUGUGUUGAGGCAGCAGUGAUGACAGGAUUGGCUCUCAACUGCACCAUAAACAGGAAGUCACUUUUUGACAGGAAACACUACUUCUACGCUGACCUCCCUUCUGGAUACCAGAUCACUCAGCUACGGCAGCCCAUCGCGGUAGAUGGCAUGCUGACUUACAGCCUCCUUGGGGGGAAAAAGAGGAGCCAGAUGAUCAGAAAAACUGUCAACAUCAAACAGAUUCAGCUGGAGCAGGACAGUGGCAAGAGUCUCCAUGAUGACCUCCGCAGCCAGACACUCAUAGACCUCAACAGAGCAGGUGUAGGUCUAAUGGAGCUGGUGAUGGAGCCAGACAUGAGCUGUGGAGAGGAGGCUGCAGCAGCUGUCAGAGAGCUUCAGCUCAUCCUGCAAGCCCUGGGCACCUGUCAAGGCAACAUGUCUGAGGGCCAGCUGAGAGUAGAUGCCAAUGUGUCCGUACACAAGCCAGGUGAGCCCCUCGGCAUCAGGGCAGAGGUGAAGAACAUCAACAGCGUCCGGUACCUGGCCAGGGCUAUUGACUACGAGAUCCAGAGACAGAUUGGGGUCCUGCAGAGAGGGGGAAAAGUGCAAAAUGAGACCCGAGCGUAUGAUUCCAAAACAGGGGAGACCAUUCCUAUGAGGGACAAAGAGGGUCUCCAGGACUACAGGUUUAUGCCAGAGCCCAACCUGCCCCCUCUGAUUGUGUAUGAGGAUAACGCAUCGCUGCCCACUGGCAUUGAUGCAUGCCAAGCGGUGGUGGUGCAGAAGAUAAGAGAAGGGCUGCCAGAGCUACCCAGUGUCAAAAGAGAGAGGCUGGUGCAAAUGUACGGCAUCCUGCCCGAGCACAGCUUCACUCUGGUGAAUGAGGAUGGCCUGGUGGAGUACUUUGAAGCGGUGUUAAAGGCGACCAAAAAGGAGCCGAGGAAGGUGAUUGGCUGGGUGACAAAUGAGCUGGUGGGCCACCUCAAACAGCGAGAGAUGAGUGUGAGCCAGAGCCCAAUCUCUCCUUCUGCCCUGGCUGAGCUGCUGGAACUCCAGGAAACGGGACACAUCUCCUCUUCGGUUGCCAAGCAGGUGUUCCAGGAGAUGUGGAGGUCAUCCGGCAAGACAGCCCCGCAGAUCAUCCAGGAGCAGGACUUGGGUCUUGUUAGUGACACCGCACAGCUGCAUAGGAUCUGCCAGGAGGUGGUGGACUCGCAUCCUGAUGAGGUUCACGCCAUCAGAAAUGGAAACAAGAAAGUUCUGAACAAGCUGAUGGGGCUGGUUCAGAAAGAGACCAAAGGCCGAGCUGACCCAGUUUUGGUGAGGGCAGUUUUACAAGAGAAGACUUCAUGACUGUUGAGCUGAACGGACCGUUCUGCAAGACCCAGUCAUAUCAUAGACAGGGAGUAAAACCAUAGCAUAUUUGACCCUCAUGAAAGACAAACAAUACAAAAGUGAUGUUGUAGAUCGCUAUGAAAAUGCAGAUAAGCAGAGUAAUCAUGUCUAUGUCACACGGCAGCACAAGGUGGCUUGUGUUCUGUGGGUUGAUAAUGAAAGGUGAAAAUUAAGCUAACAUCCUUAGUUUCUGAGAGAUUGACAUUUUUGCAAAUACUGAAUAUGUUCACCGGACAACAGCCAUUUUCUUCUGUGUUUAUGUACGGUAUUUAUGUAUUUAAAAAAGUAAUAAAGCUCUUCAGAUUAAA
Messenger RNA from Micropterus dolomieu (smallmouth bass), 2525 nucleotides. It is a transcript of the gene gatb, whose product is annotated as glutamyl-tRNA(Gln) amidotransferase, subunit B. Gene Ontology annotation, molecular function: glutaminyl-tRNA synthase (glutamine-hydrolyzing) activity. The transcript is spliced from 13 exons. Bases 526 to 2175 code for a protein of 549 amino acids. NCBI's taxonomy places the organism in Eukaryota, Metazoa, Chordata, Actinopteri, Centrarchiformes, Centrarchidae. The record is from RefSeq and is a predicted model, not a curated record. Gene Ontology annotation, biological process: mitochondrial translation; glutaminyl-tRNAGln biosynthesis via transamidation.